AUGUUGCAAUUUCAAUAAAACGAAUGAAAACGGAAGCGUAAAUUCUUAUCAUGGGGUUACUCCGUUAGCAUAAUAAAGAUUAUUCGAUCAGUGUUAUAGGGGUUACUUUGUCAGUGUUAUAGGGAUUAUUCAAGCGGCCACAUGAUAUAACCAGCUGUGUAUAAACUGCUGAAACGGAGUACUAUGUAGAUAGAUCGGUGCUCGCACAAGUGAAUAACAAAAGCAUGAUAUGAACCGGCCCAUCUCUCAACCUUAAUUAGCUCAUGGGCUGGCCCUGUUUCAUUCUGGGCCGAUAACAAUUACUCAAACUGUAUCUCGACCCAGCCCACUAUACUCAAACAAAGGCUUGUUGACCACCCAAAAAAGUCAACACAAGUGGGGCCAGAGCCUCAGAAAUGAGUUUCUAGUUCUACCAACAAAUUUGUUUUUUUUAAUUUUUUUUUUUCCCUUCAAUAUUAACCUUAAAUUAAUUUUCCAUUUUUAAUUUAGGAAUUGUUUGCUAUUUUUCUCCUUCACUGGAAAUUUUACCCGAAAAAUUAGGGACAAUCAAAACUUGUGCUCUCCACACGUUUCUCUCUGCUUUGUUUCUCCAUCUUCCUCAAAUCCCCAAUUUUUCUGCCAAAUCCACAAGAGGUUUUAUGGACUUCUUUCUUAACAAAAUGAAGGAGAAGUCAUCUGAAUGCCCCUUCGAUGAACAAGAUAUCCAGCAAUGUCCGUUCUUGAGGAACAUUAGCAAACCCACAAACUUGUCAUUCGCACAUGUGAAUCUUCCUGUUCCAGCUGCUGGAUCCAAGGGUCCAAUUUUUGAAGAUGGUCCAAACUUCGAUUUGGCUUUCAACCUUUUCCAUGGGAAGGAUGGGGUUGUCCCACUCACAAGGAGGCCAAGUUUUCAUGCUGAUGAUCAUUUGGAACCCCAAUCUUCUCUGAUGUUUAAUCCGUUGGCUACAAAGGCAGCCACGAUUAGUUUGUCAGCAUUUGGACUUGGGGGCCCAUUUGGUUUCAAUUUCUUAUCUGACAAAUGGAAGAAACAGAAGCAGAAAUCCGAGUCUUCAGGGAAAAAGGAUCGUUUUUCUCAAGAAGGAAAUCCAGCAGAACAUGAGGCCCUCAGCAGUGAGUGGCUACAAAGUGGGAACUGCCCAAUCGCAAAGUCUUAUCGGGCUGUAGGUCACGUGCUUCCCCUAGUUGCCAAGGCUCUGCAACCACCAUCAGGUAUGAAGCUCCAUUGUCCACCUGCUAUAGUGGCUGCCAGGGCUGCUCUUGCUCAAACUGCCUUUGUGAAAAACCUCCGCCCGCAACCUCUACCAGCAAAGAUGCUCUGCAUUGCUGCAUUGGGCAUGGCAGCUAAUGUACCUCUUGGGAUUUGGAGAGAACACACCCAGAAGUUUUCAUUGUCAUGGUUCAUUGCAGUUCAUGCUGCUGUACCCUUUGUAGCUAUGCUUAGAAAGGCCGUUUUGAUGCCCAAGACUGCAAUGGCCUUAACAAUUGGUGCAUCAAUUCUAGGCCAGGUAAUUGGCUCAAGAGCAGAGCGAAUUCGGAUGAAAGCAGUGACUGAAAAUCAAAUUAUAACUUCUGAGAAAGCUGCUUAUCAAGAAUUUCCAGGCUAUAGUACAGACCGUGUAGACGACGGCAUCACUAAUUCCUGUGGGAAUGAGCAGGUGAUAUUUUGUACACUUUCAAGCAAGCACAAUAAUGCGGGCUCAUCUGGAACUAAUGUAUGUUUCUAAGAAUGAGUGAGAUGAAAUAAGACAUAAUGAACUACGUAGUAAUUGAGUUAGUAAAUCAAUAAAGCUUGCUAUGUAGAUUAUACUAGUUGUAAUCUGCUUAAGUUUGUGUAAAGUGAUUUGGAAUGCAAGUAUAUUUAUACACAAAAACAAUAAUUAUUAUACCAAGGAAUUUUUUUUCA
Messenger RNA from Chenopodium quinoa (quinoa), 1903 nucleotides. RefSeq lists its product as uncharacterized. The record is from RefSeq and is a predicted model, not a curated record. The transcript has 4 exons. Lineage: Eukaryota; Viridiplantae; Streptophyta; Magnoliopsida; Caryophyllales; Amaranthaceae. The coding region runs from base 639 to 1724 and encodes 361 amino acids. Gene Ontology annotation, cellular component: chloroplast.